Messenger RNA from Encephalitozoon hellem ATCC 50504, 747 nucleotides. RefSeq lists its product as uncharacterized. The record is from RefSeq and is a predicted model, not a curated record. Bases 1 to 747 code for a protein of 248 amino acids. The transcript has a single exon. NCBI's taxonomy places the organism in Eukaryota, Fungi, Microsporidia, Unikaryonidae.
AUGGAGCACGUUGUGUGCGAUGAUGGAAGACGCAAGGGAGCGGAAACUUCAGAUGGAGAAGGCGGGCCGGUGCAGAAUACGGUCUACCAGAUACCGUAUGGUGAGUUUGAAGCCUUUGUCGAAAAUUACUUUCCAGAGGUAAAUGAAGAGAGAUUUGCCAAGGUUGUUUCGAAAACAAUAAUAGAUGAGGAAUGGCUUAGAGAUAUAGUUGAGCACGAGAAGCGAUGUGCCAGGGAGUCUAUGAUAAGAAGGCUUAUCGGAUGUCUUAUAGAUGAUGAAGACGCUCCUGAGGAGCAUUCUGAAACUGUCGACGGGGAGGGAGCUGUGGAGUUUGAUGUAGAGGACUAUCUUGAGGUGGAAGAAGCCUUGGAGUCCUUUUCCUCUGGGAAUGUGGAGGAUCUCGUUGGGCUAUACAAGAAGCAGGUUAAUAUUAACAACAAAAGAAAGGAGAUUCUCGAGAAGAAGCUGAGGGAGAGACUGGCCUAUCAGGGAUAUUGGAUGGUGCUCAGAUCCAUUGACUCUGAGAUGGAGAGACUGCUUUUGAAGAAGAAAGGAAAGAAGAAAAGGAAGGAUGGAGAGAAGGAAAAAAUUAGAGAGAUUUUGGAAAAGCGUAGCGAAUUUAUAGAGCUGUUCAAGGAUGUUUCUGUGCUAGAGGACGACUACAGGAGCUAUGAAGACCUGUUUGAUCCUGAAGAGAAUGUGGACUGCCGUAGACAUGGAAUAAUGCCGUAUGACUACUUCUCAUGA